Messenger RNA from Phalaenopsis equestris, 1216 nucleotides. Its product is annotated as NAP1-related protein 1-like. Bases 146 to 931 code for a protein of 261 amino acids. Gene Ontology annotation, molecular function: histone binding; chromatin binding. Gene Ontology annotation, biological process: nucleosome assembly. Gene Ontology annotation, cellular component: nucleus; chromatin. The record is from RefSeq and is a predicted model, not a curated record. NCBI's taxonomy places the organism in Eukaryota, Viridiplantae, Streptophyta, Magnoliopsida, Asparagales, Orchidaceae. The transcript is spliced from 11 exons.
CAUGAAAUGACGGGACUCGACAGAGAGGCGCUAUAUAUAUAUCAAAAGGAGGCCAUCUUUCUUCUGAAAGCACGUUGGUAAACCUAGAACCCUUCUGAUCCCUUCUGUUGCUCGAAACACAUUGGGUUAGGGUUUAGCGGUGAGCAUGGCGGCUGACAAGGGGAAGAGGUCGAAAAUCGCCGAGCAGGAAGGUGAAGAGUCCGCAGAUCAUAUCGACGGAGAACUGGUGCUUUCUAUAGAGAAAUUGCAGGAGGUGCAGGAUGAGCUCGAAAAGAUAAACGAGGAUGCAAGUGACAAGGUUUUGGAAGUGGAACAAAAAUUUAAUGAGAUACGCCAACCAGUCUAUAAGAGAAGAAAUGACAUAAUUCAAUCUAUUCCUGACUUUUGGUUGACUGCAUUUAUGAGUCAUCCAGGGCUUGGUCAACUUCUUAGCGAAGAAGACCAGAAGAUUUUCAAGUACCUGUCAUCUUUAGAAGUGGAAGAUUCUAAGGAUUUAAAAUCAGGAUACACUAUAACCUUUAACUUCAGCACUAAUCCAUAUUUUGAGGAGACAAAGCUAUCAAAGACGUACACCUUUUUUGAAGAUGGAACUACUGACAUAGCUGGAACAACUAUCAAGUGGAAGGAGGGAAUGGGUAUUGCAAAUGGUGCUUCUCAUGAAAAGAAAGGAAAGAAGCGCUCCCUUACUGAGGAAAGCUUUUUUUGUUGGUUUGAUGAAACUCGAGCAAAAAGUCUCUCGGGGGGAAUUUCUGAUGAGAUCGCUGAGAUUAUAAAAGAGGACUUGUGGCCAAACCCUCUAAGGUAUUUCAACAAUGAAGCUGAUGAGGAAGAUUUUGAUGGAGACGAGGAUGAUGACGAUGAGGAUAAAGGCAGUGAGGAGGAUGAUGAAGAUGAUGAACAGGAAGAUGAGGAGGAUGAGGAUGGCAACUAAGCGAAGCUGACAUUCUCAAUUUCAAGUUUGAUUUGUGUCGCAUUAUUGCACAAGGAAGCCUACGGAUGAAGAUAUCUGCAGCCAGUCCAUGAGAGUUUUCUUCAACCCCACGUUUCCAUAGCCUCACGACAGUCUUGCUAGUUAUUUUUGUAGCAUGUUUUCAAAUCAUUUGGUAUUGUUGCAGGUGGUUCAUCACCUACUCUUUCAUGCAUUCAUUCUCCCUCUUCGAUGAAUAUUUGUUAUUUUGGCAGCUUUUUUUAUAAUUUUAUGUAGUUGUUUGGAAUC